AGUAGGCAAUGAAAACUCGUGGGCGAAGAGAGAGAGAUACAACCUGCGGAUACAAGCGAGCACUCGUCACAAUCAAGAGCUGUGGCGGCCACGGUCGUCCCGCGCGUGCCACUAUGAUGUGACUGCUGACGCAAGGAAGAAGAAGACGAAGAACAGAUUUGAAACCCCCGCCGCUGCCAUGUUGUCUUCGCGCAUCGUUGUUGUUUUUGUAGCGGCGACCUGUUGCUGUCACCUCAUGGUGCCCGUGCUGCUGCUGUGCUACCUGCCUCACGUCCACGCCGGCCACAACAAGCCGGCCAGCAGGUGGCUAAUUGGCGACAGAGACAACCACUGCGGCGGCGCUUGCACGCGACCGCAGGCCAAGCCAGUGUGCGGCUCGGAUGGACGCAGCUACGAGAACGGAUGCGAGCUGCAGAGGGCGCGCUGCAAAGACAAGACGCUGACGUUGGCGCACCGUGGCCGCUGUCGAGGAAGAAACUGGGCGAAAGUCCAGCAGUCAGCGGUGGUGCUCCCACCUACGCCGCCAUCUCUGAGCGGGGAUACGGUGCAAACAGAUGAGGGUCAGUCCAAGUGUCGCGUGGAGAGGAGCCAGGCUUUGGGGCAAGCCCGGAGGCCACAGGAAUCCAUGUUUGUUCCUGAAUGCAACGAGGAUGGCUCGUUUGCGCAGGUGCAGUGUCACACUCUGACAGGCUACUGCUGGUGCGUCACCACCGACGGAAAGCCAGUGAGCGGCUCCUCGGUGCACAACAGGACUCCGGUGUGUUCAGGAAACUUCCAUGAGUUUUUGGGAACACACGCCGGGACGAGCGCAUUGACAGGGUCCGUGACCGACAGACCUCCGGGGCCACCAAACUCCGGGCGAAAAGUCUCUUUCCGUUUCUUUCUCACCCUCAAUCCAGAUGACGGCUCCAAGCCUACGGCCACCGUGGAAACCCUCGUCCCCGCCGAAGGCGACGAGGUAACCGCCCCCACGCUGUGGAUCAAGCAGUUGGUUUACAAGGAGAACAAGCAGAACAGCUCCACAUCCAGGAAGCAAGAGAAAGUUCCUUCUUGCGACCAGGAGCGACAUAGCGCCCUGGACGAGGCCCGGCAGAACCCCCGUGAGGCCGUCUUCAUCCCCGACUGCGGGUCCGGCGGCCUGUACAAGGCCGUCCAGUGCCACCAGUCCACCGGCUACUGCUGGUGCGUGCUGGUUGACACCGGACGACCCAUUCCGGGAACCUCCACCAGGUACCAGACGCCAGAAUGUGACGGAGCCGCACGUUCUCGCAGCUCCGACGCCGAAGAUCUGUUCCAGGGCCGAGACCUGACAGGUUGCCCCGUGGGGAAAAAAGUUGAGUUCAUUACGAGCCUGUUAGACGCCCUGACCACGGACAUGGUUCAAGCCAUAAACUCACCGGCGCCCUCUGAUGGCGGGAGCAGGUUCGUGGAGCCGGACCCCAGCCACACGCUGGAGGAGCGGGUGGUGCACUGGUAUUUCGCCCAGCUGGAUGCCAACGGCAGCCAGGACGUUGGCAAGAAGGAGCUGAAGCCUUUCAAAAGGUACCUGAAGGAAAAGGCCAAGCCCAAGAAGUGCGCCCGCAAGUUCAUCGACUACUGCGACCUGAACAAGGACAAGGCCAUCUCGCUGCACGAGCUUAAGGGCUGCCUAGGAGUCGGCAAGGACGGUGGUUCAACAGCCGGCGGCAACUACGGGACAAGGCAAGGGACAAAUGUGUUCACAGGUCGCCUGGUGUGAGAGGAGAAAGUUCCCGGAGCCGAGACGAGAGCAGAGGGCACAGAAGGAAGGCAUCAGCACGCUCGCAUGACGGUGAAAAAAAAAAAAGACUGAUCGGAGAGAAAAUAACUUCCUGACUUGUUUCACACACACACACGCACAUACGCGCAAAACAGAAGAAACCGAAGCAGCGCCAAAAUAUUUGCACUUUCUCCUCCAUGUUUGCAUUUUGGUUUGCUUGUGGUGAGAAUAUAUCUACAGUUGUAUGUAAAAGUCGUCACGUCGCAAGUGGAGCAUGUGCUUAAAUGUUAGCAGUUAGCCGGCGAAAGUGCACAUGGCUCUCAACUAGGGAUGGGCAUCAUCUCAAUUGUUUAACGGAAAAAAAGUCGAAGGAUUGGGCGGAAUCGCGUCACGAAGCGGCGCGGGGGUUGAAAAUUUGUGGCAUUGAAACGGGAGUUCAGAACAUUCAGUGAUUCUGUCAUCUCAUUAAAAAAAAUAAAUAAAUUCAGAAGGAAAUAAUUUGAUUGCGUGAAGUCGCGUCUCGACAAAAUGGAGGAAGAUAAACAUCACGUCAACGAUUGGCUGUGAAAAUGAUUUGGAACAUUCGGAGACGGAUUGCCAAUCCGCGUGAUUUCUAAUGCGGGCAUCAAAAGAGAACUUUCAAACACUCACGGAGUUCUUCUCCCGCGUGAUUAAGCAUACGGUAAAAUCCCGGUAAUAACACUCAUGAGGGUCAGCCAUCGUUGUUGAAAUAGGAGUUCAGAACAUUUCGACUCAUUUUCUCCCCAUGCUUGUUGAAAGAAAUGCCGCGGAUUGCCCAUCCCUACUAGCAAGCGGUGACGGAAUGUUUGUUGUACAUCGGAAACGGGGGCGCAAUGAAUUAGAAUGAAACUGUGACUGCCGAAAGUUGAAAAUUUUAGCGGGAUGGAACCCCUUGCACUGUAAAAACAUGGGUUGCAAAGGGAGUGGAACAAUUCCGGAAACUUUGCCAUAAAUUGCUGUGGGAAAUUCGCCUGGGGAAUUGAGCAGAUGUUUCAAAUCCGACACUUUCCACAUGGGAAGUCACCGGGAAGGUAAUCGCGACCAAGCAUAACCGUAAAAAUUUUUUUUGUUUUGUCAGACAUCCAUCAAAAAUAGACGCCGUUACGCUUGCAGUGUUGCCUUGAGAUACGAGUGAGCCAACUUGAGGCUUUUUCCACAUACGAGCCAUCAGUCGGCCAUUUUUUAUUUUAUUGUAUUUUUUUGGCUUUGACUGAACUCCACUCACUUCACAAUAAGCAGCAGUUUAGCAAAUGUUACACAAUUAAUUUUAAAAAAUGCUUCAAAUUGUCACUCUCGGUUGACUUGUACUGUAUGUCGCACAAAAAUUACACUGUACAUCAAGCAACGUCGCUUUAGCUUAUGUUCGCCUAGCUUAAAGCUAACGUGCUAACCGUUAGCACCGAUAGUUUUAGAAGAAUAUUGCGGAAUAACAUAUCUACAUGUACAUCUAUUUUCCCCAAAUAGAUUUCAUCUAUCCCCGUCGAUUCCCACAAAUUCAUGUGACUUCCCGUGGAAAGUUUCCGACAUUGAAAAUUCCCGGAAUUUUUCCAACCCCCGACGGCAAGUAACCUUUCUAGAAACAUUAGCGGUUUUUGACAGUGUGACAUCUGACUUGUAUUGUGGCGGGGCGAACUUUGUAUGGAGUAAGGAUUCACUUCACUUGCUUAUUGUACCAACAUGAUGUUGGGAUAUCUUUUUUUUGGGGGGGGGGGGGGGGGGUUUGGCAUACGCUGGGUUACUUCUUACCAAACUCACUUGUCUGACUUUGAGUUAAUUAUGAGAAAAUAAUUCACGCGAUUGUGAUGUUACGGUUGAGCGAUAUGGUUUGAACAUAAAAUCUGACUUUGUUUCCACAAAAAAAAAGAUUUGAUCUUCUGAUUUAUUUCAAUCAGCCUCCCCCGUUCACAAAAACGCUGCCGUUGACGUUUCACGCCGUUUAGCUUUCAGUAUGUCGUUUAACGGCCAAUGGAAACAAGUUCUAUCACGUAUUAGAAAAAAUAAAAAUGCAACACCGUAUGUGAUCUGAUAUCUACAGAAAAAUAAAUUCUAAACAAACCAACAAGUAAAAUUAACUCACCCAGUGUAUGCCCAAUUUAGCUUUGGAUAGCAAAAUUUUGUCCCCAACAUCAGGCAUAGGCAAGUGGCGGCCGAGUUUAGUCUGUGCUCCUCGUCCCCUCCGAGUGCGUUUUGUCUGCGCACGAUGCAUGAAGAUCAACGUCCUUUGCUAACCCUUGUUGUAAAUUUGAAUUCGUGUCAAAAAAACGACAAGUAAUAAGAAUAAAAAAAAAAACAAAAAAUAAGCAACAUUCUGUGAGUGUUUCAUUACAACCAGUACAAAAGUUUCAACUUGAGCUUGACACCCCCCCCCCCAGUCCCCCCGCCUUCGCAAUCUACUUGACUGUUCAAGAUGUAGCGAUGCCAGGAAAUAAUGGUGGAGUGACUAAACAUGAGAAGUAAAUGGAAUACUAUGUUUACAUGCCUCAGUCCAUUCAUUUUGGCAGCUCCGCUCUGGUUAAUCCUGCUUUUUGUACACAGCAUGUGACGUUACGCACAUUGCAGUGCGUAAAAUAAAUAUUUGAGUCUUUCGGAAAAAUAUCAAAAGUCAACAUGUUGAUUGUUUUCCUGCAUUUCUUUGGAAUACGUUGUGCUCAGAAGUGAUCCUAUCCAUUGUUUGGUGUAUGAGAAUAAUAUGAUGCUGGAAGCCCAAAACGAAAAAAAAACACAAUUUUUUUAGGGUUUUCCCAGACUCGGAAAACAACAAAUUUUGCAGGCAUCAUGAUAAACACAAAAUAGCCUGUAGCACCUUGCUAGAAUGUUUAAAAGUGAAAAGACGUGCCCUGAAGCCAGUUUCUCUUGUGAACAUUUGGCAGGCUUGUCUAUCACAAGUAGACUCGGGUGGGGGGGGGGGAAACGUCUACGGCAGACAUGCCCGAUAAGACACAAGAAGACUGCCGUUUUGGUUAGAAGCCAACAUUUUGACAUUUGCUAGCUAGUCCGUUUACCUUAGCAACAUACAAUUUGGUCGGCAUGUCUAUGAGUUGACCCACCAAAAAUUUUCAAGAAAACAUGCCCAGAAACACUCAAAUCUACUAUUAUGGUAAGUCCCUAGACAACAUGUCUAUUAAUGAGUAAAUCCACAAAAAAAAAAAAAAAAAAUCUCUCAAACCCAUGCAGGAAAAGCCGCUGGCAAUCUGACAUCAAUUUAAUCAUUGAUUAACCUGUGGAUUAUUUUGUCGAUUAAUCGCCCCAAAAAAAUUCUCUCCAUUGAAAAAUUGGACUAAUGAUUAAUUUGAUCAGCGAUUAAUUGUCCAUUAAUCGCUGUACCUCUAGUUUUAAGGGGCUGCUUUAGAAUAAUUUUGGCCAAUUCCAAAGCUCCUCCAAAUACAAAAAUAAAUCGGAGAGAUUUUUGCCCCAUUACAUCGACCAUACGGGACUUGCAUCAUGACUUACUACCCAUAUCUGUCUGCUCAUGCGGUACCAGGUGUCUUUAUUGUUUGAAGCUGACAUGCAAUUAAAAGGUGCACCCUCACAAUCAACGCUAAUAGCUUCCAUGUGCGUGGGGAUGGGG
This is a messenger RNA of Hippocampus zosterae (dwarf seahorse), 5327 nucleotides long. RefSeq names its product SPARC related modular calcium binding 1 (gene smoc1). Gene Ontology annotation, molecular function: protein binding; extracellular matrix binding; calcium ion binding. Gene Ontology annotation, biological process: extracellular matrix organization. The transcript has 15 exons. Bases 179 to 1738 code for a protein of 519 amino acids. NCBI's taxonomy places the organism in Eukaryota, Metazoa, Chordata, Actinopteri, Syngnathiformes, Syngnathidae. The record is from RefSeq and is a predicted model, not a curated record. Gene Ontology annotation, cellular component: basement membrane.